This is a messenger RNA of Arctia plantaginis, 2331 nucleotides long. NCBI's taxonomy places the organism in Eukaryota, Metazoa, Arthropoda, Insecta, Lepidoptera, Erebidae. The record is from the annotation of a GenBank genome assembly.
AUGUUGCAACCAAGUGAUUUGUCCACUGUACAUAGAGAGACCAAAAAGAAACUGGGACGUACUAUGCCUUACAAGAGGCCCCAAUCGCUAAGUCCCGUAACAGGACGAUUAAAGACAUCGCCGACGAGAGCUGAAGUAAGAUCUAAAAGUUUGACAGGAACAGGCAUGCAAGGGCAGAAGCCAUCUCUUGACCACAGUAAUGGGAACGAAGCAGUUUCACCCUCACGAUUAAUGGGUCAAGAUGAAGAAAAAAAUACGGUUAUUCCACAAUGUAUGCUGACUAAAAUGUCACGUAUUCUGGCAAUAAAGAAACGCGAGUUCUUAAAGUUGCGCAAGAGUUUGAUUGCACAACAAAGCACUGUUUUGGAAAAUUACGCCAAUCUGAAGGAAUUGGAGAACCGCUUGUCUGUUAGUCCCGAGGAUUCAGUGGGUAACUUACAGGUAGUGUCCAUGAAGGGAUGGCCAGCCCACGAUAUACUGCUACUAGUGCGAGAUGAUGUGGAUGCUCUCAGAAACCUGGAGAUAAAUAGUCUUAUUGGUUCACAUGUACUGCAGCAGUUUUCAUCACGUCUUAACCCUAUUCCCGACGAGGUGCUAGCUGUGUGUGCAGAAAUUUCAGCGCGUCGACUUGAAUUGCUCGACAUGCUGAGAUGCAAGCAUCGCUUAGAUAGACCUAAUUACUGUACCAAUUUAGACUGGAAAACCAAAAACAUGGCGUUUGACACAGAAACAGAAAAAUUGCAUAAGAUGGUCAAUGAGUUAACGGAAAACAUUAAAGCAAAAGUCCUUACUGCUUUUGAACUGGCAAAAAUUCCUUGGGUGGACCGAGACUCAAUAAUAAAAAAGGUGGAACGUGCGCAAAAGGAAAACCUAAUCUUACAAAGUAAAUUGGACGAGCUUGCAAAGAAUAACAAAAGUACAGAAAAAGGUUCUGCAAUACCGGUUCCCGACCCACAGUCGGUAUGUGAGGAGCUGUCAAAGGAACGUGCUGCAAAUGAAGCUCUGAAAGAAGUUGUAGCAUCGGCUGAGACCAUGCUACGAGUGGCUCGUGCGCGCAUCGCAACUCUUGAAAGACAACUAAAAGACUCGCGCACUGAACUGGAAGGCGCUAGAAAAAGACACAAAGAGCUCGAACACCUUUACCGCACUCGAGAGUCAAGCUAUGACGCACGAUCGAGGAAGCUAAUGGAAGUAUCUAAAACUGGAGAAAUUACUAUAGAGACCCUAUCCAGGCAACGGGACGCCCUUGAAAUGAGGGUUAAGGAGCUGAGAGAACAGGCGGCAAUAGCAGAACAAGCUGUCAAGGCUCGAGAGGCCCAACUACAAGCACGAUUCGAGGCUCUCCAGGCUAAGGCGACGGAACAGGAAAGAUGCAGAAAUGAGGCAGACGCUCGUGUGGCAGAGCUGGAAGCGAAACUUAAGGAAACCGAGGCAGCAUUACAAGAUCUUCAGGAACAUGCAGCUAUACUAACUGAUAUGGAUCGUAAGCGAUGUCUGGACUAUUUACCGACGAAAGAAAACGAACCGUCCGAAAAAGAAACGGAGUUAUGGAAAGAGCUUCAAGUAACUCGCGCGGCGCUUUCUCGUGUAGAGGAAGAAUUACAUCAAUCUCGACUUGAUAAGGACAGUUUUUUGAAUUCAUUGGCCCGAAUUGCGCAAGGAGAAGGCCAAGGCGAAGGUUCUGAAAAUUUACAGGAGAAAAUAGCUAUAGAGUUGUUAGACAAAGAACAACAAAUAGUUAAACUGAAACGUGCUGUCGAUGAACACGAGGAAAAUCAAAAAUCAAUGGAAGAAAGUAUGACGCAAUAUGAAAAUCAACUUGCUGCGUUACGUCUCGAAGUGCGACGAUUGCGGAAUUAUGAUUGUUUUGCCAAAGAAGUUAAGUACGAAGAUCUCGAGACUGAGUUACUAGAGUUGAAUAUGCAAAUAUCGACACUGAAUCGGGAGCGGUCAGAGUUGGUGUCAGCGACGGCUUCCCGAGCUCUCAUGUUGGAGCGGUAUGAGCGGUCAACAGAAUUGUUUGCCAACAUGAUUCGUAUGCGAAGAGAUCUUCGCGCCCUUAUAGAUGGACGUACUACACCGCCAGUUAUGGACGAAACUUACAAAUCCGAGGUAUCGAGAUCUAUAUCUUCUGUAUGCGUGAACGCUGCUGACACAUGGACGGCACUGCGUGCAGAGCGAGUGCGCGUGAUGCGACUGGAAGCUGCCUUACUCACGCAAAGGUUGCAGCUGGAGCGUCAAGGACAAGUGCGAACAUUGCUUGAACGGCGGCGUGCUAUGUUCGAAAGAAUAGCGUCAGAAACUAAUCAAAAUAACUCUACCGUUGCGUAA